This is a messenger RNA of Metopolophium dirhodum (rose-grain aphid), 891 nucleotides long. RefSeq names its product dnaJ homolog subfamily B member 4-like. Gene Ontology annotation, molecular function: protein-folding chaperone binding. Gene Ontology annotation, cellular component: cytosol. The transcript is spliced from 6 exons. Bases 1 to 891 code for a protein of 296 amino acids. The record is from RefSeq and is a predicted model, not a curated record. Lineage: Eukaryota; Metazoa; Arthropoda; Insecta; Hemiptera; Aphididae.
AUGGAUAUUGAUUACUAUAAAGUAUUAGGCUUAAAAAGAACAGCUUCGGAUUUUGAUAUACUAAACGCAUUUCGGAAAAUCGUACAUAAAUUUGGUAUGGAAAAAUUGAACGAAGAUGAAACAAAUUGUAGGCUUAUUGCAUUUGAAGCUUAUGACGUCCUUAGUAAUUCUUUUUGGCGUGUAAUUCAUGAUCAAUUUGGGAUUGGGCCAAUGAAAUUAGGCGUAUAUGUUGAUAAAAAAAAAGAUAUCAGACGGUAUUUGUAUCAUGGUGAUAUUUUUUCAACGUACAAGUCAGUUUAUGGAUCCACGAAUCCGUAUACUCAUAUAAUAGCCAUGUUAUCAAACAGGAAGGCAACUAUAAAUGUUGGCAUUAAACCAGACAUUAAAAAGAUUCCGAUAAAUUUAACAUUAAACGAAAUAUUUUAUGGAGCAUCAAAAAAAAUUAAUAUCCCCGAAAGUGAUGGAAGAACACAGUGUAUUACUAAUUUAAAAAUAUCUAAAGGCUUACCAGUUAACAGUGAGAUUGUUCACAACUUAACUGAUGGAAGAACCGUAAUUUUUAUCACCAAUGAUUUACCACAUAAACAUUUCGUAAGGAGUGGAAAAGAUUUGAUAAGCACUUAUACUGUGACUAUCGAAGAAAUGCUGUAUGGUGUUCAGUUUUUAGUACACACGUUAGAUAACAAACAACUGAGAGUGAAUAUCACACAAGUAAUAACACCAUCAUAUCAAAAGAUAAUACGAGGUGAAGGAAUGCCAGCUUACGGAGAAAAUUCUGAAAAGAGGGGUGACAUUAUACUGCAAUUUAAAAUUCAGAUUCCACGCGAUUUCUCGGUAAUACAAAAAAUGAUUUGCAAGACCCCGUCGGAAAUUGAAGAUUUUCGAAAUUAA